UAAAAAGACAACAUAAAAAUAGGAUAUUUAAAAAAAUAUUUAAUAAUUCAAAAACAAUGGAUAAAUUGUUUUGUUUGGCAGUGUUUGCCAUAUUAGUAACAUUUUCAUUGGGAGCGCCGCAGGCGUCCACUCGGGCACCGAUACCGCCGCGCAGUUGCAAAGGUCACGAUCCGGACAAAUAUUUUCGCGAUCCGGACAAUCCUCAUAUAUUUCACGAGUGUUCGCACGGCCGAUGGGUCGGUGCCAACUACUGUCCCGGCGAUCUAGUAUUUGACGAAGAGCUGCAAACGUGUGAUCGCGGCGGUGAUGUACCGACUGUCAAAUGUCCAGAGGAUGAAGGCUUGUUUCCCUAUCCGGGCAAUCAUCACAAGUUUAUCGAGUGUCACGAUGGAUAUGGCUGGGUAUUGGUCUGUCCGGGCGAUCUGGUGUUUGUACCCGAAAACAAGACAUGCGAGUAUAAUGACUGGGACUGGACAUGGCCAACCGAUACAACUAUUGCACCGACCAAACCAACCGUUGCGCCAACAGAAGUACCGACAACAGUCAAACCAACUGUUGUACCGACAGCCCCACCGACUGUCAAGUGUCCAGAGGAUGAAGGCUUGUUUCCCUAUCCGGGCAAUCAUCACAAGUUUAUCGAGUGUCACAGAGGACAGGCCUGGGUAUUGGUCUGUCCGGGCGAUCUGGUGUUUGUACCCGAAACCAAGACAUGCGUAUAUAACGACUGGGACUGGACAUGGCCAACCGAUGCAACUAUUGCACCGACCAAACCAACCGUUGGGCCAACAGAAGUACCGACAGCAGGCAAACCAACUGUCCAGCCAUCGCCUCAACCAACUGGUGCACCAACUGGUAAACCUGUUCCCAGUGUCGACCCUUCAGCCGAACCGCCGAGCUUUUGGUGCCGAUUAAAAAACUUUUUCGGUAGAAAAUAGAUUUUGCAUUUAAAUUAAUUGUAAAUUUUUAUUAGUAAUAGUAAAUUGUUAA
Messenger RNA from Oppia nitens, 987 nucleotides. Its product is annotated as chondroitin proteoglycan 2-like. The transcript is spliced from 3 exons. The record is from RefSeq and is a predicted model, not a curated record. Gene Ontology annotation, molecular function: chitin binding. Lineage: Eukaryota; Metazoa; Arthropoda; Arachnida; Sarcoptiformes; Oppiidae. The coding region runs from base 57 to 935 and encodes 292 amino acids. Gene Ontology annotation, cellular component: extracellular region.